Messenger RNA from Merops nubicus (carmine bee-eater), 1507 nucleotides. RefSeq names its product formin-like. The annotation marks the transcript as partial. The record is from RefSeq and is a predicted model, not a curated record. Gene Ontology annotation, biological process: actin nucleation. Gene Ontology annotation, molecular function: microtubule binding. The transcript has 2 exons. Gene Ontology annotation, cellular component: actin filament. NCBI's taxonomy places the organism in Eukaryota, Metazoa, Chordata, Aves, Coraciiformes, Meropidae.
AUGGAAGAAGGGAACGGGGUGCCUGAUUGUAGUGAGCUUGCAGACCUGGAGAAGACAGCAGAAAGCAAAUCUGAACUUUUCACUACAUGUUCUGGGAAAACCCUUUCUGGAUUUACAACUGAACUUGAAUCUACAGCUUCCAAAGAAGAAACAGUGCUUAAAGCAUCUCAGCCUUUGCACGCCAAGAUAAAUACUGAUGCUAACACCUGGCACGAGAGGAAUGAUAAUGAAUGUAACGACGACUCAGAAAAUCAGCGCGACAUGAAUAGUACCAGUGGCCAAGCUGACCCAAUGUCUGGCAGGCAAGCUGACCUGGAACUGGAGUUAGUGGAACAAAAAGAAUCACUUCACGAUUUAAGGUCUGUACAGACUUCUUUGUCUGAAUCUGACAAUGAUGACAAGGAUGCUAUCCUCGUGCAAGGUACUUUGGUUCAUACAACAAGCGACACGGAAUCAGAGGCGGAGAGUAAGGAUGUAGAAACUGAUGAAAACAAUGCACGCGACUCUGGACUAAAUAAUGCUGCUUUGUCUGCUGGGGCUCUGGACGAUAACAAUCAAAAUAAGGAAGAGUCAGAAUCAGAAGGGCGCAGCAGCAGUGAUGACACUGUGCAUACAGAUGACAUUGAGUUACACCCACCAACUUCUGAGCAGCUCCCAAAAGAGCCGGAUGGUGUUCUGGAACAUGACUCCUGUGGAAAAGACAAAAUAUUAAUGGAUAAGCAGGACAGUCACUUGCUUGCUACAGCGGAAUGCCCUCAAGAACGUCCAGUUGAAGAACAGAGACCUUCAGCUGAUAAUAUAUCGCCCCAAAAAACAGCACUGGCUGAAAAGACUUUCCAGCUGCCCGCUUUCUUUAGUGGACUACGUGUAAGGAAAAAGGGACUAACCACAGAGGAUGGGGAAACUGUUACAGAAAUUAAACCAAAGGAAAAUGAUUUAGCUCUGCUUAAAUUACGACAGCCUGUUAAAAAGUCCUGUAUUACGUCAGGUUUGAACACUAAAAAAAAAUCAGCUGAACCAAAAACAAGUCCUACUUUCCUGGAACAACUCUCACACUUGUUAAACAUAGACGUCUCUAAGAAUGAAGACAAAACCGAGGACUCUGGUGAGGGAUCUGGGGAUACUGAGGGCAGUGAUGAAGCUCCAGAGAACAAAGCCUCUGGCAAAACAGAACCACGAUUUCCCUCUGAGGAAAUAAAAUCAAGCCCUGCUGAAUCUGCAUUAGAUGUCUUUAAAGCUUUAUUCACACGGCCUCCCAAAAAAGAAACAACUGCAGAUACUUCGGAGCUGGAAGCCCUAAAACGCAAAAUGAGACAUGAAAAAGAGUCUCUGAAAGCUGUAUUUGAAAGGUCAAAAUCAAAGCCUGGGGAUGGACCAGCAGAAAAAUCUCCUGACCUGAGUCCCUCAGAGCAAGAUGACAAGACUCCAGGGAGACUCCAGACUGUCUGGCCACCACCAAAAGCACAGCAUGAAGAAGUAAAAGUAGGAUUAAAGUACACAGAAGCAG